This is a messenger RNA of Colius striatus (speckled mousebird), 4550 nucleotides long. RefSeq names its product VPS50 subunit of EARP/GARPII complex (gene VPS50). Bases 312 to 3236 code for a protein of 974 amino acids. The transcript has 29 exons. Gene Ontology annotation, molecular function: SNARE binding. The record is from RefSeq and is a predicted model, not a curated record. Gene Ontology annotation, biological process: retrograde transport, endosome to Golgi; endocytic recycling. Gene Ontology annotation, cellular component: EARP complex. NCBI's taxonomy places the organism in Eukaryota, Metazoa, Chordata, Aves, Coliiformes, Coliidae.
CCACCCAGGCCUCUCUCCUUUCCGGGUCGGGUACCCGCCCUCCCGGCCCUGCUGCCGGGGGUUGUAGUCGGGCGCCGUCGGUCCAGGACUACUGCUCCCAGAGAGCAGCCGGGCGGGCUCUGUCAGGUGGCGUCCAACAUGGCUUCGCCGUGCCUGCCGGCGCCCGUGGCCGUAUGGGGCUGCUGAGCGCUUUCGGGGCGGUGGCGGCGGCGGCGGCAGUGGCGGCACCGGCACCGGCACCGGCACCAUCAUGCAGAAGAUCAAGUCGCUGAUGACCCGACAGGGUCUAAAAAGUACUCAGGAGAGUGUUCAUGACCUCAGUCCUAUUGAGAGCUUUCGGAUUCCUACCAAGCUUCGUUUUCAAAAUUGCAGAUUCCUGUCACUCUCUGAGCAUCCAGUUUCAAACUGUCUUUUUUGCUGAGUUGGCUAUCCAGGAGGAGCUCAGAGAACUACAUGAAGAACCAACUGAUCCUCAAGCUCAGCAAGAAAUAAUUAACAGCAUUGAAGAAGUCUAUUUUUCCAGUGAUUCUUUUGAUAUUGUGAAGUAUGAGUUAGAGAGGCUUCCUCCAGUACUUAGUCUUCAAGAACUGGAACAGUACAGAGACAAAUUAAAACAACAGCAAGCUGCUGUAUCUAAGAAAGUUGCAGACUUGAUUCUUGAAAAACAGCCUGCAUAUGUUCAGGAACUUGAACGUGUUACAUCGUUGCAGACUGGCCUUCAGUUAGCAGCUGUUAUUUGCACAAAUGGAAGAAGACACCUGAAUAUAGCAAAGGAAGGCUUCACGCAAACUAGUUUGGGGCUUCUUGCAAAUCAAAGGAAACGACAACUGCUUAUUGGACUGCUAAAGUCUCUGAGAACGAUUAAAACACUGCAAAGAACUGACGUGCGUUUGAGCGAGAUGUUGGAGGAAGAGGACUAUCCAGGUGCUAUUCAGCUGUGCUUGGAAUGCCAGAAAGCUGCCAGCACUUUCAAACACUACAGUUGUAUAAGUGAGUUGAAUUCAAAACUGCAAGACACGUUGGAACAAAUAGAGGAACAACUGGAUGUAGCACUCUCUAAAAUAUGCAAGAACUUUGAUAUCAGUCAUUAUACAAAGGUUCAGCAGGCUUACAGACUGCUUGGAAAAACACAGACAGCAAUGGACCAGUUACAUAUGCACUUCACUCAAGCCAUUCACAACACUGUGUUUCAAGUAGUCCUUGGAUAUGUGGAACUGUGUGCAGGAAACACAGACACCAAAUUUCAGAAGUUACAAUACAAAGACCUCUGUACACAUAUUACAUCAGACAGCUACAUUCCAUGCCUUGCUGAUCUCUGCAAAGCCCUAUGGGAAGUCAUGCUCAGUUACUACUGUACGAUGCAGUGGCAUGAGAAUCAUGACCAAGAUGAGGCAGCAGCUGUGUCUUCUGUUUCAGAUGGCAGCAAUGUGAUUGGAAGUGAAGAGAACAGUUUUGACCGCAACUAUGUAAAAAAGAAAUUGGAACAUGGGCUUUCACGAAUAUGGCAGGAUGUUCAACUGAAAGUGAAAACAUACCUUCUGGGAACAGAUUUGUCUAACUUCAAAUAUGAUGACUUCAUAUUUGUACUUGAUGUUAUCAGCAGGCUAAUGCAAGUUGGAGAAGAGUUUUGUGGCAGUAAGUCUGAAGUUUUACAAGAAUCUAUCAGAAAACAAAGUGUUAACUAUUUCAAAUCAUACCACAGAACCCGACUUGAAGAAUUAAGAAUGUUUUUGGAGAAUGAGACCUGGGAACUUUGUCCUGUUAAGUCAAGCUUUAAUAUUCUGCAGCUUCAUGAAUUUAAGUUCAUGGAGCAGUCACGUUCCCCAUCUGUGUCACCUAGUAAGCAGCCUGCUUCAGCAAUUUCAACAGCAGUGACGUUAUUUGAGCAGUAUUGUAACGGAGGAAACCCAUUUGAAAUUCAAGCUGACAGCAAAGAUGAUGAGACAGAAGACGUGUUAGCUUCCAAUGGGUAUGAAUCAGAUGAACAAGAAAAAAGUGCAUAUCAAGAGUAUGAUAGUGACAGUGAUGUUCCUGAAGAGUUGAAAAGAGAUUAUGUGGAUGAGCAGACAGGAGAUGCUCCUGUGAAGAGUGUUUCUCGAGAAACUUUGAAGAGCAAAAAGAGAUCGGAUUAUAACCUCUAUAAAGUGAAUGCACCUAUCCUAACAAACACUACGUUGAAUGUAAUAAGGCUUGUUGGGAAAUACAUGCAGAUGAUGAAUAUUCUGAAACCAAUUGCAUUUGAUGUGAUCCACUUCAUGUCCCAGCUCUUCGAUUACUAUUUGUAUGCAGUUUAUACGUUUUUUGGCCGAAAUGACACGUUUGAAUCAACAGGACUAGGCCUCAGUAGCAGCAGAUUACGCACCACACUGAACAGAAUCCAAGAGAGUCUGAUUGAUCUGGAGAUCUCUGCUGACCCUACAGGAGCUCUCACAGCUGCUGAAGAGAGAAAGGAGAAGGUGCCAAGCCCACAUCUCAGUCAUCUUGUAGUUUUGACAUCUGGCAAUUCACUAUAUGGUUUGGCAGAGAGAGUGGUGGCCACGGAAUCCUUGGUAUUUCUGGCUGAGCAGUUUGAGUUUCUCCAGCCUCAUCUUGAUGCAGUGAUGCCAGCUGCCAAGAAGCCUUUUCUUCAGCAGUUCUAUUCUCAGACAGUGUCAACUGCCAGUGAACUGCGUAAACCAGUUUAUUGGGUUGUUGCUGCCAAAGCUAUCGAUUAUGAACAAAUGCUGCUUCUCAUGGCUAAUGUGAAAUGGGAUGUGAAGGAAAUCAUGUCACAACACAAUAUAUAUGUGGAUGCUCUUUUAAAGGAAUUUGAAGAAUUUAACAGAAAACUGAAUGAGGUAUCAAAGCGAGUCCGUAUUCCACUACCAGUCUCCAACAUCCUUUGGGAGCACUGCAUACGCUUGGCCAAUAGAACUCUUGUGGAAGGUUAUGCCAAUGUAAAGAAGUGCAGCAAUGAAGGACGUGCCUUGAUGCAACUGGACUUUCAACAAUUCUUAAUGAAAUUAGAAAAGUUAACAGACAUUAGACCUAUACCAGAUAAAGAAUUUGUUGAGACCUACAUUAAAGCAUACUACCUAACAGAAAAUGAUAUGGAAGGCUGGAUAAAAGAGCAUAGGGAAUAUUCCACUAAGCAGUUGACCAAUCUGGUGAAUGUUUGUCUGGGCUCCCACAUCAACAAAAAGGCAAGACAGAAGCUGCUAGCUGCUAUUGAUGACACAGACAGGCCUAAAAGAUAACUGGACAAAUCUUUUUUCCUUUUGACCCCAUCUUUCUAUUCAUGUGAGGCACGCAAGCACACCUCUCAUGGACUAGUGACGAGAUUCUCUUAAAGAGCAUUGUUCAUGACCUUUGUUACCAGCAUUGGAGACCCUCUGAAGUUGCAUAAUGUUCUAAAAUACAACUCUUCUAAUCUGUAGAAUUCUUUUCUGUUGUAUUUCUUCCUCUUUUUUUUUUUUUUUUUGGUUACUUGCCCUUAGUAAAGGGCUACUGUUUGUGUAUCAUUGGUUAGGUGUGUAUAUUUUGCAAAACUGUAUACUGUAAGUAGAAUCAAAAUUAGAAACACAUUGGCUUAAUAUAUACUUGAUGCUCUUUUUUAAUAAAAGGGCUACUUGAUUUCUUUCCACCCUCAGAAACUGAGCUUUAUUAUGGACCAGUGUAAAAUGAAAAGACAUGUACCAUAUUUAAUGGAUGUUCUUGCAUGUGUAUUAAGAGCGCAGAUCAACUAAAUAUCCUCAUGUUAAAGCCUCUCAUCUUUGUAUGUAUUCAAAAAUGUCUAUUUCAAUCGUAUCAAUAUUAUUGACUUCAGAUUAAUAGAAGAUAAUAAAUAUUGUACACUAAUAUGAUUUCUUGGUGGGACUUUAUUUUCCUAAUUCAAAAAUGCAAAAUGUCAUUUGCAAUAGAAAUUAGUACUGUUCCUUUCAGAUCACUUCCCUUUUAUCCCUCUGCUAGUCUUUGAAACAUUAAUGUCAGGAAAUAGGAAUAAUGGGGUAUUGGCUUAAGUUUUAGAUUGAUAUUAAAUUAAUCUUACUAUUUGCUGCUCUACUGUAGUCACCCUGAGUGAUCUGGUACAAAACAAAAUUGCUUGACUCUGUAUUUGUCCUAGAAGUCGAUUUCUCAGAGCAUCAUCAACUCCACUAAAAUUUCCACAUUUGCCUGUGGUUUUCAUAGGUAGAGUUUUACAUUUUUGAAGAAAAUUAUUAUUGCAUAAUGAACUUUUUGCAGUGCUCUCAGAUUUGUAAAAGGAAGUGUGCUGGCAUUGAGCUAAUAGGUAAAAUAGUUUCCACUCCACUAAUGGAUACAACGUGGUAAAUUUUCAGGUUUGGUUUUCUACUUGCCGUUGUACUUUUAAUUCACACAUAGGAGAGUCAGGACUUGGUGACCUGUAGCAGUACCUAGUAACAGAAAAUUGCCCCAAGGAAUCAUUAACGGCUCUUUCAUGUAGCUUAAUUUUCUCUUCAGAAGUGUAGUGAGCAUCAUUGUGAAAGCUUGUAUACAGUUUCAGGGGAAUGAUAGCAUUUAAACAUUUACUGUGUAGUUUUCGGCUUCCUUGU